Molecule: messenger RNA, 3015 nt
Organism: Python bivittatus (Burmese python)
Lineage: Eukaryota; Metazoa; Chordata; Lepidosauria; Squamata; Pythonidae
Gene: SLC26A4
Product: solute carrier family 26 member 4
Biological process (GO): transmembrane transport
Cellular component (GO): membrane
Source: RefSeq, a predicted model, not a curated record
AUGGCCGCGAGCGGCGGGGCGGAUGGGGGGCUCCCGGACCUCGGCCGCUACGUGGUGAGCCGACCCGUCUACAGCGAGGCGGCCUUCCAGGAGGAGAACGAGAGGAAGCUGGUGGUGCCCCAAACCCUCCGGGAGCGGCUCCAGAAAGCCUGCAGCUGUUCGAGGAAAAAAGCCUUCCAGGUCACCAAGACCAUCUUCCCCAUUCUGGAAUGGCUGCCCAAGUACAGGAUCAAGGAAUGGCUCCUCAGCGAUAUCAUUUCUGGCAUCAGCACCGGACUUGUGGCUACUCUGCAAGGUUUGGCAUAUGCAUUACUGGUUGCAGUUCCAAUUGGAUACGGCCUCUAUUCUGCAUUUUUCCCCAUCCUGACCUACUUCUUCUUAGGAACAUCAAGACACAUCUCAGUUGGACCUUUCCCUGUGGUCAGUUUAAUGGUGGGCUCAGUAGUACUGAGCAUGGCACCAGAUGAAAAAUUCCUCAUGGUUAACAGUAACAUGACGGGGAUGAAUGGAACUCCCUCUGUAGACAUCGUCUCUAGAGAUGCACAGCGUGUGCUCAUUUCCAGCACUGUCACCUUUUUGGUUGGCAUUAUCCAGCUAGUGUUUGGAGCACUGCAGAUUGGUUUCAUUGUAAGGUAUCUUGCUGAUCCACUGGUUGGAGGCUUUACCACUGCGGCUGCUUUUCAAGUAUUUGUUUCACAACUAAAAAUAGUGUUAAACGUUUCAACCAAAAACUACAAUGGGGUCCUUUCCAUAAUCUAUACGCUUAUAGAAAUAUUUGAGAACAUUAGAACCACCAAUAUUGCUGAUCUCAUUGCGGGACUGCUGACUAUCAUUGUCUGCAUGGCCGUCAAAGAAAUUAACGACCGCUUCAGACACAAGAUUCCUAUUCCUAUUCCUAUAGAAGUGAUUGUGACAAUAGUUGCUACUGGCAUUUCAUAUGGUGUUGACCUUGAGAAGAAAUACAAUGCAGGGAUUGUGAAAACUAUUCCUAGAGGAUUUUUGCCUCCUGAACCUCCAGCUGUGAACAUGUUUGGGGAAAUGUUGGCCUCUGCAUUUUCCAUUGCUAUUGUUGCUUAUGCUAUAGCUGUCUCUGUGGGAAAAGUGUAUGCCACUAAGUAUGACUACGCUAUUGAUGGAAAUCAGGAGUUUAUUGCCUUUGGAAUCAGCAAUAUUUUUUCAGGAGCCUUUUCCUGUUUUGCUGCUACUACCGCACUGUCUCGCACCGCGGUCCAAGAAAGUACAGGUGGAAAAACUCAGGUUGCUGGCAUAAUCUCAGCUGGAAUUGUAUUAAUUGCUAUUGUAGCUUUGGGGAAACUGCUGGAACCUCUGCAAAAGUCUGUUCUGGCAGCUGUGGUCAUCGCGAACUUAAAAGGGAUGUUCAUGCAAGUAUGCGAUGUCCCACGUUUGUGGAGGCAGAGCAAGGCAGAUGCUAUGAUCUGGGUUUUCACAUGUGUAGCGUCCAUCAUCCUGGGGCUGGAUUUAGGAUUACUUGCUGGCUUGAUAUUUGCACUGCUAACAAUUGUCCUGAGAGUUCAGUUUCCUUCCUGGGGUAGUCUUGGCAACAUUCCUGGCACAGACCUAUAUAAGAACAUCAAAGAAUACAAAAAUGUUGUUGAACCUGAAGGAGUGAAGAUUCUCAAAUUUUCAAGUCCCAUUUUUUAUGCUAAUAUUGAUGGCCUAAGAAGCAGUCUGAAAUCCACUGUGGGAUUUGAUGCUGUGCGGGUGUACAACAAGAGGCUCAAGGCUCUGAGAAAAAUACAGAAACUGAUCAAGAAAGGAAAAUUAAAAGCAACAAAAAAUGGCGUUAUCAGUGAUUCUGGAGCGGUAAAUGAGGGUUUUGAAUCUGAUGAAGAUCUAGAAGAUCCUGCAGAUCUGGACAUUCCAACCAAAGAAGUGGAAAUCCAGGUGGACUGGAAUUCAGAGCUUCCGGUCAAAGUCAAUGUCCCUCAAGUGCCACUCCACAGCCUAAUUUUUGACUUUGGAGCUGUAUCUUUCAUGGAUGUAGUCGCAGUCCGAGUAAUGAAAACAAUUGUCAAAGAGUUCAAGAGAAUAGAUGUAUCCGUAUACAUUGCAUCACACCUAGACCACAUUAUUAAAACAUUGGAACGCUGUGCCUUUUUUGACGACGACAUUCAAAAAGAAUUAUUUUUCUUGACUGUUCAUGAUGCUGUACUCCACAUACAGGGUCAAGUCAUGUAUAGAGAUGCUCAAGACCCUAUAGCUGAAAAGAUAUCAUUGAUGCAGGAGUCAAAGGAACCAAUAGAAUUCACAGAAACCAACCAGAAUGAAGAGCUUGAUGUUCAAGAAGAGGCUAUGCGCAGACUUGCUUCAUAAAGGACAGCUUCAUACCUGUGACCUUCAUGGCAAGCGUACAUCAAGAUUUCAAGCAGUUCAACAUGGGACACUGUCCAUUGCAAUAGAAGAAAAUAUUUAUAUUAUUCAAAAGACUUCGACGUUUCUCUGCAUCCUAUAAUUUAUUUAAAUUAUUUGUCCACCUGUUCAGAAUCAAAUUGCUUUGGAAUUGGAUUGCAAAACCAUAAAAACUAUAGCAGUCCUAGCUAUUGCACUGGGUGCCCAUGCAUAAUGAUAUUUAUGUGUUAUUGUUAUUUUGAUGUACAGAAGCAGAUGGCAGUAAGGAAAUUUUAUUUUCAUGUAACAUCAGGCAGGAGGUGCAUAUCUCAGGGGUACCAUGACUUACUCGUCUGGAACAACAUUUGUGACUAACAAAUAAUGCAAUAAUCUUGAAGCACAAAACUGCCUCAGAAGCGAACUUAAAAUCUAUUGAAUGCAUUUAAUCACUUACUUCAAAGGAAAUGUGAGGGUUAGUUUAAAUUUCUGAUUUUUUCUGCCAGGUUGAAAUCAAGGGUGACCAAUUUUUGUUUGAAAAGUGUACUCCAAGAAGAAUCCAAAGGAUAAUACUGUUCCGGCAUAUUUUACAUUGCUGCAAUACAAAAACCCUAGCUUUUCCCCAUGUAGUGAUGUAACUUCAUCCUUUACUUACUGCAAUGUUUCUCA